AUGUUCCGUAAAGGACUAUCGGAAGACGAACUUCGCAGACUUGCUGAGGAGAGUGACUUUAGUGAUAGUAGUAUGUCUGAAAGUACGUUUUAUGAUUCUGAUGCCGAUCCAGUGUACAAUGAAAAUGUUACUGAUGGUUCUUCAGACUCAUACAGUAGUGAAUAUGAGUCUCGUAGAAAAAAAGCUAAAAUUUGCAAACAAACACAAAAUUGCAAAGAAUUUACUGCAGGUUCUAGUUCUAACCAAAAGGAGGCUGAUACAAGAAGGAUAGAAAAAGCUGAAUCUGCAAACGUUAGCCUGGAAGCUGUUAUUGACGAUGUAUCAAGAAAUAAAAUAACUGCAGGUCCUAGUUGUAUCCAAAAGGAGGCUGAUACAAGAAGGAUAGAAAAAGCUGAAUCUGCAAACGUUAGCCUGGAAGCUGUUAUUGACGAUGUUGUAUCAAGAAAUAAAAUAACAUGGAGCGAUGUGCCAAAUCCAGAUGAUCUCAAUAAGUUCGAACUAUCAUUUACUUCAGGAAUAAAUCAGGAAGAACUCGCAAAACUUACAGACCACAAACCAAUAGAUUUCUACCUACUGUUUAUCGACCGUCAAGUGCAAGAUUUGUUGGUUACUGAAACUAAUAAAUACGCCGAACAAACCAUAAUCGCUGGUAUUGUAAAUGAGUCAAUAACGAAACAUUCGCUUAUGAGUAACUGGAGACCAAUUGACAGAAAAGAAUUGCUUCGAUUUUUGGCUCUCAUUAUUUGGAUGGGGUUAGACAGAAAACCGAAACUCAGAAAUUAUUGGAGUAACAAUUUACUUUACAAAAAUGAAGUUUCUAAAAUGUGUGAAAUAAGUAGAAGUCGAUUUGAAAUAUUAUUACACUUCUUUCACAUUUCAGAUAACGAGAGCUGCCCACCUGGAAACAGACUCUACAAAAUUUCUCCUCUUGUACAAAUACUAAAUGAAAAGUUUCAGAAAAUGUGUACUCCUAGAGAAUCGUUAUGUAUUGACGAAACUAUGGUGCCAUUUCGUGGUAGACUUAGUUUUUUGCAAUACAUUCCUGGAAAAAGACACAAAUAUGGAGUCAAAUUGUUUAAACUUUGCGUCGCAGAUGGAUAUACGUACGCCGUUAAAGUGUACGGUGACCAACCAUCUGAAAAGUCGUUAGCAUCCAGAGUGGUGAUGGAACUUAUGCAACCGCUUCUAGAUACAGGCAGAAGUUUAUAUACUGAUAAUUUUUAUACGAGUGUUGACUUGGCUCAUGAUUUAAAUAAUAGGAAAACCCAUUUAGUCGGAACAUUACGUUCCAAUAGGAAACAUAAUCCCAAAGCGGUAGUCAAUGCAAAAUUAAAAAGAGGUGACAUAAAGUAUCUACAGAGUAAUACAAAAGUUGUUAUCGGAAAAUGGAAAGAUAAACGGGACGUUUUAUUUUUAACGACCAAGGAUAUUCCUUUGAUGAUAGAUGUUCAAACAAAACGUGGACCUGUUCCCAAACCAUCGACCAUUGUUGACUAUAAUUCUGCAAAAUCUUUUAUCGAUGUGUCGGAUCAAAAGGCUGCAUAUAAUUCCCCUGUUCGACGAAGUAUGAAGUGGUAUCGUAAAUUGGCUGUGGAAUUACUAACAAAUACCGCACUUGUGAACUCUUUAGUUCUCUACAAAUCUGUUACUGGCAAACAUCUCUCAAUUACUGAGUUCCGUGAACAGAUUGUUCAAAGUCUUUUAAUGCCUCAAACAACUUCUGAAAACUCUUUAACAACUUCUGAAAACUCUUUAACAACUCUGCAUACGUUGGACGAGAAAGAGAAAAGGGGAAGGUGUUCAGCAUGUUACAAGAACUUUUCGAACCGUGAAGGAAGAGCAUCAGCGAUGAAGAAUGCCAAAAGGGUAUACACUUUUUGUCCGGCAUGUGCCGUUAAUACCGCAUAUAUGUGUGUUAAGUGUUUUGUGAAUAUUCAUACAUGUUCUUUGAAAAAAUAAAUUGUUUUUGUAUUUUUAAACUUAAAAUAUCUUAGGGAGAAGGUAUUUGAUUAUCUUCCUGGUGUGAGCCAAUAUGGCACACAUGGUCCACAUUAAAACAAAUUACAAAAAUAAUUAUAAAUAGACCGUGUGUACCCUGUUGGUACAUGCUGUUUUUUACUUAAAAAAUGUAUUUUGUUUUUAUUUUAGAAUAGAAAUAAAUAGUUAUACACAUUCUUAUUUCAAAAUUAUUAAAAAAAUGUUCCGGUCUGACAGAAAAAUUAUGUCAUGAUGAUCCGGGGCUUAACGUGUUAAUCAGGGUUAUCUCCCUUCAUCGUGGAAAUUGGCUUCGGUUACUCCUAUUUUUAAGAAAGGCAAUAAACUUGAUUGCAAUAAUUAUCGCCCAAUCAGCCUAGUACCUAUUGUCAGCAAGAUCAUGGAAGCCAUUAUUUCUGAGAGUUUCUCCUUCACGAAAAUGUGAUUCCUCACCAACAACAUGGUUUUAUUAAAGGUCGUUCAGCAAUCACGAAUUUACUCCAUUGUGUUAACGAUUGGUCGUCAUCUUUAAACGAUCGGCAUCCUGUUGACGUAGUCUACUUAGACUUCUCCAAAGCUUUCGACCGUGUUCCCAAGCGUCGACUACUAGCUAAAUUGGAUCACUUUGGUAUCCGCGGAAAGUUAAACCUUUGGAUUCAGAAUUUCCUAUCUGAUAGGUAUUUCCGAGUUCGUGUUGGGGAAGCAUAUUCAUCAGAUAAACCUCUCAAGAGCGGAGUUCCACAAGGAUCGGUACUUGGACCACUUCUCUUCUGUGUCUAUACAAGCGAUCUUCCACUUAUUAUAUCUAGUAAGGUUUCCAUUUACGCUGAAAGUUGUACGUUAAUCCUAUUGUUAACCAACAUGUUCUUCAACAUGAUCUCGAUACAAUAUUGAAGUGGUCCUUGGAAUGGUUACUUCCUCUAAACAUUGAGAAAUGCGUUGUACUACACAUUGGCAAGAACAACCCGUCACGACAUCCCUUAAGCACGGUAACCUCCCACAACGACCUCGGAGUGAUAAUUAACAGUGACUUAAAUUGGUCGGAGCAUAUUGUGUCGGUGUGUAAACGUGCAAACUCGAAACUAUUUCUGAUACGUAAGUGUUUUACACGUAUUUCUUUAAAUUCCAUGUGCAGACUUUAUUCAAUAUACGUCAGACCUACUCUUGAGUUUGCAGGACCGGUUUGGAAUCCAGAUCUCGCUCGUGACAAGGUAUUAAUCGAAAAUGUGCAGCGUAAAGCUACAAGACUCGCAUUCGGCCGCGUAAGACCUUGUUAUGAAGAUAGACUCACCAUGGCUCAUCUAACGACUUUCGAGCGUCGACGUCUUCGAGGUGAUCUAAUUUUGUGCUUCCGAAUUCUGAAAUACAACUUUGGAAACCUAAAUACCAUGUUUACCAUAAACCGAGAUGAUAGAUUAAGAGGCCACCAAUACAAAUUAAAGAAGGAGCAGGCAAUAGCACGGUCCAGAGUAAACUUCUUGCCUAACAGGAUAUUUAAUAUUUGGAAUAAUUUAGAUCGGGACACCAUAUCAGCAACUACAGUGAAUACGUUUAAAAACAGACUGGAUACGACAAUAUUUCAUACAUAAAAAUUGCACGAUGUUAAAUUUUCUAUGGAUAUUUUACUAAUAUCUCUUAUUUUAUGUAACUGUCAGUAGUUAUUUUACAUUGUUAUUUUUCUUUGUUUUUGGGCAUAAUAGGAGCUUGCUCCUCUGCCCUUACUUGUUAUGUAAUAAUAAUAAUAAUAAUAAUAUCAAUACUUGUAUUGUUUUGACUAUAUGUACUUUAGCAUGUUUAUAUUAGGUUAUCCUAUUUCAAAUAAAGUAUUAUAUUAUAUAUUAUAUUAUGGGAGAUAUGCAGUGCUGUUUUUGUGACGGUACACGCCGGUACGCCGUACCGGUACCUCUUGGGACAAAAAAUAAGAAAAAACAACAAAAUUAUAGACAAAUUCCUGAAUUUUUUCCUUGCUUCCAAAUAGCUUAAAACGACCUUAUUGAGGCUAAAUUUAAAACAUUUUCCCGGGUACGGAUCCUCUUACGAACAUUCCCCAGACUCACCGGAACCUAUUGCAUGCCGGAACCUAUAUUGUUACAAAAACAGCACUGGAGAUAUGUAUUAUUCGCCUUAGUCAUAUUUAGAGAGAUAGUUUUUUGUGUCUCCUGUAAAAUUUGGAUAAAUGGAGUUACGCAGUUUACAGAUUAGGUUGAUGACAUUUUCCAUAUAUCAUAAAAGUUAUGUUGUUGAUGUUAAUUAUUGAUAAGUUUAUUUUCUUUGCAGUUGACUUCUUCCAGUCUUGACUCCAAACUUCGUGAAGAUUUGGAAAGGAUGAAGAAAAUUCGUGCCCACA
Diabrotica virgifera virgifera (western corn rootworm) is the source of this 4321-nucleotide messenger RNA. Its product is annotated as piggyBac transposable element-derived protein 4-like. The transcript is spliced from 3 exons. The record is from RefSeq and is a predicted model, not a curated record. Lineage: Eukaryota; Metazoa; Arthropoda; Insecta; Coleoptera; Chrysomelidae. Bases 1 to 1959 code for a protein of 652 amino acids.